Messenger RNA from Polychytrium aggregatum, 285 nucleotides. RefSeq lists its product as uncharacterized. Gene Ontology annotation, molecular function: nucleic acid binding. Lineage: Eukaryota; Fungi; Chytridiomycota; Chytridiomycetes; Polychytriales. The record is from RefSeq and is a predicted model, not a curated record. The transcript is spliced from 3 exons. Bases 1 to 285 code for a protein of 94 amino acids.
AUGGACAGCCAGAACUCGCUCAGCGUCUCGACCGGAGGAAAGAUCAAUGCCUAUGUGACGCAAGCCCAGGGCCAUCUGGAGACUUGUGGAUCGGUGGUGAUCGUCGGCAAGGCCAAGUCGAUCAGCAAAGCCGUCACUGUCGCCGAGAUCGUCAAGCGCCAGGCUACCCAGGAUCUGACACAGGAGACUGAAAUCAACUCGGUGGAGACCGAGCCUGGCUCCGAGAGCGCCCAGCGGUUCUCAACCCUCCCUGUGAUUCGGAUUACGCUCAAGCCUGCUGCUUAG